Molecule: messenger RNA, 747 nt
Organism: Didymosphaeria variabile
Lineage: Eukaryota; Fungi; Ascomycota; Dothideomycetes; Pleosporales; Didymosphaeriaceae
Exons: 4
Coding region: 1-747 (248 amino acids)
Molecular function (GO): FAD binding; D-amino-acid oxidase activity
Source: RefSeq, a predicted model, not a curated record
AUGUCCAUCGCCUCCGUGCUCUCGCGCCGCCACGCCGUCACCAUCGUCGCGCGAGACAUGCCCGGCGAUCCACCGUCCACUGACUGGGCGAGUCCGUGGGCAGGCGCAUCCUUCAUUUUUGGCGGCUGCAACAAUCGGAGGGAAAUGCAGAUGCAGCUCGACGCUUUUGUAGAGCUGUGGAGACUGAGUGAUACUUGUCCGGGAUCUGGAGUUAAGAAGAUGAGUAUCAAUGAUGUGUUUGACGAGGAGAAAGGAGAUAGAGAUGUUUGGUGGAAAGAUCAUGUGACGGAGUUCCGCUGGCUAGGUAAAGAGGAGUUGCCGUUGGGUGCAAAAUGCGGAAUCACGUACAAGACUCUCGUAAUGAACCCUAAUGUGUUCUUAUUAUGGUUCAAAUCACAGCUCGAAAGCCAGGGUGUCGUCUUCAAGCGCAUGCAUUUAGACGCUCUCGAAGAUGUGGAUGCCAUCGGUCAUGAUGUACUAGUCAAUGCUUCUGGCUUUGGCUCCAAAUUCCUGACGGAUAUCCGAGACGAGGCUGUUGAGCUGAUUCGAGGCCAGACCAUCGUAGUACGGAGUGAUUAUGAUAGAUAUUUCAUGCGCGACAAUGGAAGAACUUACACGUAUGCUAUUCCUCGGGGCGACGGGACAGUUGUCCUGGGAGGCGUUCGUCACCGAGAUUCGAGUAGUACAAAACCUGACGCCGCAACCACUGAGGAUGUAAGCCACGACACACAAAAUGUACAAGCAUGA